This is a messenger RNA of Limulus polyphemus (Atlantic horseshoe crab), 2214 nucleotides long. It is a transcript of the gene Tfb4, whose product is annotated as general transcription factor IIH subunit 3-like. The record is from RefSeq and is a predicted model, not a curated record. The transcript is spliced from 12 exons. Gene Ontology annotation, biological process: regulation of DNA-templated transcription; nucleotide-excision repair. The coding region runs from base 545 to 1420 and encodes 291 amino acids. Gene Ontology annotation, cellular component: transcription factor TFIIH holo complex; transcription factor TFIIH core complex. Lineage: Eukaryota; Metazoa; Arthropoda; Merostomata; Xiphosura; Limulidae.
UUAGUAAAUAUAAUUAUAAGUAUAGGCCGUUAGAUUUCAACUUUGUGAUUUAAUUACUAAUGAAUCAUAGACAAAUACUGUUAAUUGUGUUUGGUGGCUAGUUUGUUUGUUUUUCGCGAGAUUUAGUGUUUUUAGCUUUUAGAUGACUGUAGCCUGUACGGUAGGAAAUGUUGUAAAUGUAAUUGUAUUUUUGUAAAUAAAUUGUAAUAACUAACAUAAAAUUUAACAUAUAUGAUACAACCAAGCUAUGCUAAUUUAGUAAUUACUAUUACUAGUAUUACUAACAUUUAAGUGCAACACUAAAAGUAAAACUUCAACAAAAGAACAGUUAAGUAUUUGUGUUCAAUAACUGGUAUUGGUAUUAUAAAACUUAGUAAAAAAAUGGUUAUUUUUCUCAGAAACGGCUACUUUAGUUAAGAAGUUUAAAUUUUAAUGCUACAGUCUGCAAAGAAUUCUAAUUUCAUUAAAAAUCUACAAAUCACUAGCAAAAACCUCAUACUGUUAUAGUUACAACUUGGAGACCAGUGGACUAGACACGGCGAUAAUGAGUGCAGAAGAAGGAAAUCUGCUUGUGGUGAUAGUAGAUACUAACCCUUCAGUCAAGCUUAUGAUGAAAGGAAAGAAUGUUCUCACCCAUUGUUUGGAUUCAGUGAUGGUAUUUUCAAACUCUCAUCUUAUGAUUAGUCCAUUAAACAAAUUGGCCGUUAUUGCUUGCCACUCACAUAAAAGCUCUUUUCUAUUCCCUAAACCUCAAAAUGAUGAUUCUGAAGAUGAUCGCCCUACAGAUGGUCAGUAUGAACUCUUUGCCCAAAUAGACAGAUGUGUGAAAGAUGGUGUGAAACAACUUGUUCUGGAAAGCCCACAAGAAACUCUUCAUAUGGAAUCAGUUUUAGCAGGAGCCAUGAGUAUGGCCUUGUGUUAUAUCCACAGAAUAGAAAGAGAAGAGAAAUCUAGGCAAAAGUUGUCUGCAAGAAUUUUGGUGGUGACAGCCUCAGGAGACAGUGCAGCACAAUAUAUGAAUUUCAUGAAUGUCUUCUUCACUGCUCAGAAACAGAAUGUUAUUAUCGAUGCCUGUGUUCUGGACAAAGACUCUGGUCUGUUGCAGCAGGGCUGUGACAUCACUGGUGGCUGUUAUUUAAAAGUAACCAACGUGUCUGCACUUCUACAGUAUCUCUUGUGGGUAUUUCUUCCAGACGCCAAGACUCGCAAGCAACUGGUGCAGCCCCCUCCAGUUCAUGUUGACUAUCGAGCUGCUUGUUUUUGUCACCGAGAACUUAUAGACACAGGCUAUGUGUGUUCUGUGUGUCUUUCUAUUUUCUGUGCUUUCAGCCCCAUCUGUUCAACCUGUCAGACUGCCUUCAAGUUGGCUCCCAUACCUGCUCUUAAACCACGGAAAAAGAAGACUAAAACAGGUCUCUGAAUAGUUAUUGUGAGAUGUGUGACUCAUUCCUAUGUGAUUCCAUGUGUGAUGCAGAUCAGGGAUUGUAAUGAAAAGUUUGAGAUCAUCACAGCCUAACAAUAAUGUGAGAAAAAAUAUUUGACUCUGUGAAUACAACUCGUUAUGAGGACUGAAGAACUAACAAAAUACCUUUAGUUACUCAGUAAAAGGACUUGGUAGAAGUCAGUCUUAAUAUGUAUCUUCAGAGUUCUUUCAUUUACAUUAUCGUGAUCUGUCAAAUUUCAUUGAUGACUUGCCUUGAUGAUAGGCCUUCCAGUAUGAAGAAUCACAAGAAUUGUAGGUAUAUCACUGUAUAUAACAUGUUUAUAUAUCGAGGUAAUCAUGUGUCAUCCUGUGAUCAUUGUGAAUCUGUUUCAAGACUACUAAAGUAACAACUUACGAGCAGAUUUUUACAGACAAAUCUUGAUUAAUAAUUACAAGUUUACUUGCACAGUUACAUAGAUAGACAGGUGAUGGAACUUAAUAAACUAGUAGUUAGAAGUUAUGAAUCUAUGUAUCUAUAGUAUGAGCAUGUUAUUCAUAAAUUGGGUAUACUUAAUAUAACUGCUUUACUUGAGAAGCUCAUCCACAUAGAACCACAUCUGUAGCAGUUCUCUGUGUCUUGACUGGUUUACUUGACAAACUCAUCCACAGAACCACAUCUGUAGCAGUUUUCUGUGUCUUCACUGGUUUAGUUGGCAAACUCAUCCACAGAACCACAUCUGUAGCAGUUAUCUGUAUCUUCUCUGUAGAUGUAUAAAGGAAAGUGUAAAGAC